CGGGGAGAGUGCCGGGCCGGCAGGGCCGGGGGUGCCGCGACGGCAACUUUGGCGGGGCGGGCGGACAGCGGCGGCACCAGGGGCACCAUCAUGUCCGGCAACGGGCUCACUUACAGCGAGCAGGGCGGAGAGGCGGCGCCCGAGCUGGCGCAGGAGGCCGCUCCCACCGUGACCCCCUCGGCUCCCACGGCCUUCGGGCUCUUCAGCAGCGACACCAAGAAAAAUGAAGACCUAAAACAAAUGUUAGAAAGCAGUAAAGAUUCUGCAAAGCUGGAUGCUAUGAAAAGGAUUGUUGAGAUGAUUGCAAAGGGAAAAAAUGCUUCUGAACUGUUUCCUGCUGUUGUGAAGAAUGUUGCCAGUAAAAAUAUUGAGAUAAAAAAGCUUGUGUAUGUUUAUCUGAUGCGCUACGCAGAGGAGCAGCAAGAUCUAGCAUUAUUGUCCAUCAGUACUUUCCAGCGUGCUUUGAAAGAUCCUAAUCAGUUAAUCCGUGCAAGUGCUUUAAGAGUUUUAUCCAGUAUACGUGUCCCAAUCAUUGUUCCUAUUAUGAUGCUUGCUAUUAAGGAAGCCUCUUCUGAUUUAUCUCCUUAUGUGAGAAAGAAUGCAGCCCAUGCAAUCCAAAAACUGUACAGUCUUGAUCCAGAGCAAAAGGAAAUGUUGAUUGAAGUGAUAGAAAAGCUUUUGAAGGAUAGAAGUACGCUGGUAGCUGGGAGUGUGGUGAUGGCAUUUGAGGAAGUGUGUCCAGAUAGAAUAGAUCUGAUUCACAAGAACUACCGAAAGCUCUGUAACUUGCUAGUUGAUGUGGAAGAGUGGGGUCAAGUUGUUAUAAUCCACAUGCUAACUCGGUAUGCACGUACUCAGUUUUUAAGUCCAUGGAAGGUUGAUGAAGUGGUGGAUGAAUAUAGUGAAAAUAAUUUCUAUGAAUCUGAUGAAGAACAGAAAGAAAAGGAUCAGAAAUUGAAAACUGUCUAUACUAUGGACCCGGAUCACAGGCUGCUUUUACGAAAUACAAAGCCUCUGCUUCAAAGCCGAAAUGCUGCUGUGGUAAUGGCAGUUGCACAGCUUUACUGGCAUUUGGCACCAAAAUCUGAAGCUGGUAUUGUUUCUAAGUCACUGGUGCGUUUACUCCGCAGUAAUAGAGAGGUGCAGUAUAUUGUUCUGCAAAAUAUUGCCACUAUGUCAAUUCAGAGAAAGGGUAUGUUUGAACCUUAUUUGAAGAGUUUCUAUGUUAGAUCAACUGAUCCAACUAUGAUCAAAACACUCAAGCUUGAAAUCAUGACAAAUUUAGCAAAUGAAGCCAACAUAUCAACUCUGCUUCGAGAAUUUCAGACUUACGUGAAAAGCCAAGACAAGCAGUUUGCUGCAGCUACGAUUCAAGCUAUAGGCAGAUGCGCAACUAAUAUCACCGAAGUGACUGACACAUGCCUUAAUGGCCUCGUCUGUUUGCUGUCCAACAGGGAUGAAAUCGUAGUUGCUGAAAGUGUUGUUGUCAUUAAGAAACUACUGCAAACCCAGCCAGCACACCAUGGUGAAAUUAUUAAGCAUAUGGCCAAGCUCUUGGAUAACAUUAUGGUUCCAGUAGCCAGAGCCAGCAUCCUUUGGCUCAUUGGCGAGUACUGUGAACGGGUUCCAAAGAUCGCACCUGAUGUUCUGAGGAAGACAGCCAAGAGCUUCACGAAUGAAGAUGACCUUGUAAAAUUGCAGAUCUUAAAUUUGGGUGCAAAACUCUACUUAACAAAUUCAAAGCAGACAAAAUUGCUUACCCAGUAUGUAUUAAAUCUCAGCAAGUAUGAUCAAAGCUACGACAUCAGAGACCGUACGAGAUUUAUAAGGCAGCUUAUUGUUCCGAAUGAGAAGAGUGGAGCUUUAAGCAAAUAUGCCAAAAAAAUAUUUCUGGCACAGAAACCUGCCCCAUUGCUUGAGUCUCCUUUUAAAGAUCGGGAUCAUUUCCAGCUUGGCACCUUGUCUCACACAUUGAACAGCCGAGCCACUGGGUACCUGGAGCUAUCCGACUGGCCAGAGGUGGCACCUGACCCCUCUGUCCGAAAUGUCGACGUGGCUGAGUCGGCAAAGGAAUGGACUGGAAUUCUAGGCAAGCCAAAGAAUGAGAAACCUACUGAAAAGUUCUAUUCUGAAUCAGAAGAGGAGGAAGAUGAGUCUGCCAGUACCAGUUCAUCAGGGAGUGGGUCUGACAGUGAAAGUGAGAAGGAAGAUAAAGAGGAAGGCAGCACUGAUGAGAGUAGUGGGAGUUCCUCUCCCAGUGAAGAAUCAUCUGACAGUGAAUCAGACAGCAAAGAAACUGCUGCUAAGAAAACAUGUAGAGCUGUCAAUGAAAGUGAUUCACAGGAUAUUAAAAAGAAAACAGAGAGGAUUUCCAUAAAGAGAAGCACGUCCAGUUCCUCUGAUACAGAGUGCACUUCAUCAGAUGAAUGUUCUUCAGGAUCCAAGUCAGAAUCUGAUUCUAAAAGUGACUCUGAGUCUGGAAAAUCUAGAAAUGCUACCUCUAAUAAGGAUAUAUGAGGACUACUAGCAUAAAGAAGCUUUUUGUAUUUUAAAACAACAGAAUGUGUGAAGUCAAAUACACUGAAUAUGAGAACUGGAAUGUCCAAGAAGCUUGAGAUUGAAUUGUUGAAGUCAAGGGAAAGUUGUCAAGGCCUUGGAUUUUAAGAGAAGAGAAAGAACAUUGGAGUAGUUCUGAAGUCUUACUUGAUUAAGAAGCACCUAAAAGGAAAUGUGUUAGGAGGAAGAAGUAUUUUUAAACAGGUGACAGAAGAGUUGAUGAGAGUAGAGUCAAAGGAUAGAAGGGAAAAAUUGCAAAGCUUUUAAGCAUCACAAAAGACAUUAAAACAAAUAGCAAUGUGUUUAUAUGCGCGGCAGCAAGAAAAGUAGCAAGGAGAUUAUUGAAAAGUGUAGAGCUCACUGUGCAGAAGCUAAAUGUUCCUUAAAUUCUUUUUCAUUUAGAAUUAGCACUUUUAAUAUAAGGGCAACAAACUUGGCUGAUGAACUGUAAACAAUGGUCGUAUGUAAAGGGGCAGGGGCCAGUUAAUUUAAUGUCCUCCAACAAAGAGGACUGUUUCAGUAUAUGAUAUUAAUCCCUGGAACCUUGAAGUUAGCUUCCACUUAAACCAUGUUUGAUGCCUGCAUUCAAUGUUUCUAGUAUUUGUUUAUUUUUAGACAUGUAAUUAGAUAAGUGGGUGGGGGAAAAGAAAGACAGGUAUUUUUUAUUAAAGGUGAUUGCUAUGCUAACUAGCUUAAUAGGUUUUUUUGAGAGAAACCUGUUUUGAGCCCUAUAAUGAUAGAUGAAGGUAACUGAUGGUAACCUAGGUAACAUCUUCCAAGCUGGAAAGAAAAAAACAAUUUUUAACAAACUUUAAAGAUUAUUGUUUAAAUCUUAUAUAUAGAUCCCUUAUGUGUCAAGAUACAUUUUAAAUGAAUGACACUUUUUUUUUUCUGCUCCCUUCCUGACUUAUUUUCAGACCACCCAGGAAACAGAUGGUUUCUGCCAGGCUCUCAGAAAUGCGUGCUUUAUUCUGAUAGUUUGUCAUUAGUAAAGACAUUGCUUAUGUUAUUCUGCUAUAGUGUAUUCUUAAUUUGGGCAGUCCAUAUGGGGAGAUUAUUCAUUAGGAUUUCCUUUUCAGUAAAACUGAAAAUAUUUUCUGAAAUACAUAAUAAUAAAAGAAGUUGUGGUUAGUGAGCUCUGUUUUUAUGGUUUCUCAGUUUGCCACAUGUUGUGAACUAUGUUACAUUGCAGAUGUUUUGGGUGAUGUUUGCCAUUCCUGAUAUAUUCUGUUGGGUGUCAUUUCCAUGUUCUGCAAAAUUUUCUUAAUAAAAAAGGUUCUAGUACAUUCACACUGGAGCUUAAUUUCUACAUACAUCCAUGCACUUACUGGCAUUAAAAUACACUACAAAAAAUUCAGAUUAUUUUCCUGAAUAUGUUAUUAAUGGUUUAGUAUUUUUUGCUCCUGACAUAUAAUUUUGAAAAAGCUGUUGUGUUCACUGUAAUUGAGCUGCAGUGAAUAGAAAAGUCUGUCUCUUGUACUGCAGUCUUGUAUAUAAUUUUGAAAUAUGGAUAAUUUGAGGUGUUCAGAUACAUACUAUACUGUAAGCAUAAAUACUGUAGAGCUAAAAUGCAGAUUUGAGGAUGAUGCAUGUAUAAGUAGGUGUCUCUACAGUGGGAUUUUAAAAUCAGCUACUGUUGACCUCCUUCUACAAGUAUAAUACAGUCACUCAGCUGUUAAAAACCUGAUCCACUAUUUAAAAAAUAUACAAAAACAAAUUGUCUAUCUUUCUGCCUGAUCUCCUUUCAAGUGCUAACACAAUGGAAACAGUG
This is a messenger RNA of Vidua chalybeata, 4327 nucleotides long. RefSeq names its product adaptor related protein complex 3 subunit beta 1 (gene AP3B1). Lineage: Eukaryota; Metazoa; Chordata; Aves; Passeriformes; Viduidae. The record is from RefSeq and is a predicted model, not a curated record. The transcript is spliced from 21 exons. Gene Ontology annotation, cellular component: membrane coat; AP-3 adaptor complex. Gene Ontology annotation, biological process: vesicle-mediated transport; intracellular protein transport; anterograde synaptic vesicle transport. Bases 91 to 2517 code for a protein of 808 amino acids.